UGAGAUUCAUCCGAUUACCGGUCGGAUCAGAACGAGGCGUACUUGUUGGCGAUCGAGUACUUACAAAAGGAUUGAGCUGAGAGGUGAAGGGGUUUGAUGACCCGCGACUGCAUCUGUUCAUGGCAAUUGCAGCAGCCAUGAGCGGGGACGACGGCAGCGACGGGCACGAGCAUGACCUGGUGAUGCCCGGGUUCCGCUUCCAUCCCACCGAGGAGGAGCUGAUCGAGUUCUACCUCCGCCGCAAGGUCGAGGGGAAGCGGUUCAACGUGGAGCUCAUAACCUUCCUCGAUCUCUACCGCUACGACCCAUGGGAGCUUCCCGAAUUCGCGACGAUCGGAGAGAAGGAGUGGUACUUCUACGUUCCGAGAGAUCGCAAGUAUCGGAACGGGGAUCGACCCAACCGCGUGACCACGUCGGGAUACUGGAAGGCGACGGGCGCCGACCGGAUGAUCAAAGCGGAGAACCACCGAUCCAUCGGGUUGAAGAAGACCCUCGUCUUCUACUCCGGGAAGGCUCCUAAAGGCAUCAGAACCAGCUGGAUCAUGAACGAGUACCGCCUGCCACACAGCGAGACCGACCAACACCAAAAGACUGAGAUCUCACUCUGUCGAGUGCACAAACGAGUUGGAGUAGAAGAUCACUGCCAAAUCCCUGCAACACUUGCUUCCAAGCCAUCGUCCUCUCGCGGAACCGGAAUCGACAAAAGACACACCCCCCGCCGGCAACCGCCAGGCUUCGAAGCCUCCGGAGUUGGAUCUUCACUGACAUCAGCCAUGGAGAAGGUGCCAAAAGUGCAGGGUGCGAGCACGACCCACAACUUGGCGUCCCCCAUUCUCUCUACUGUGUAUGGCUCGACGGCGUCGAUGCCUUCUCUGAGCUCGACCACAUCGAUGGAAGAAGACAGCACUUCGCUUCACCAUGCCAAGAACACUAGCAUCGCUCUGAUCCCCGCAUGCUCCCUUCUCGCUUCCGCCAAUUCCUCCGUCUCCGCGCCUGGGAUCGAGGAGCUCAACAGGUUCGUAGGUUACACCCAAAGCUUCAUGGAGCAGCAGCCAAAUCAACUCCUCCCGAUGCCUCCACAGCCCCAGCUCAACCAGCUGCCCAUGUCUUUGCCCAUGAUCUCAGAGAAGCUAUGGGAGUGGUGGAAUCCUCUUUGUGAGGCUGGUAAGGACUACACCAGCUUCAAGUGAUUGCUUUUGCAUGACACAUGCAAAGUGGUAGGAACAUAAUAGUAUGUGUGAAGUAGAUUUAAGCUUGUAGUUCUACUAAGUUUCCACUGGAAUUGUCUUAUGAUGAACCUUUGGGUGCUCCUCCCAAUCUAUGUUGUAACUUUGAGAGAAAGGUAUAAGAACAAUAAGAAUGGGGUUAAAAAACACCACCUGGAAUAG
Messenger RNA from Musa acuminata subsp. malaccensis (wild Malaysian banana), 1388 nucleotides. Its product is annotated as NAC domain-containing protein 35-like. Gene Ontology annotation, biological process: regulation of DNA-templated transcription. Lineage: Eukaryota; Viridiplantae; Streptophyta; Magnoliopsida; Zingiberales; Musaceae. The record is from RefSeq and is a predicted model, not a curated record. Gene Ontology annotation, molecular function: DNA binding.